AUGUGCAUCGACCACCCAGGGGCAGAUGGGGUUCACCGAACAGAAAGCGUCAUCGAGAACUUCUUGCACCUCCUCGUCAAAUCGCUCAGUCACCCACGAUUGCGGCUACUGGAUGCAGUCGGAGAUUUCCUGCCCACCUCACCUACGGCGUCCAUCCCAGAUGUUCCACCAUUCCGGAAGGCAUGGAACGGCUCCCUCACGUAUCGAGAGCUGGGCGAACUGACCGACCGGCUGGCACGUGCACUGAUGCACUUGGGGAUAGGACCGGAGCGCUUCGUCCCCAUCUACAUGGAAAGGUCCCAAUGGACAACGGUGGCCAUCCUCACCAUGAUCAAAAGUGGUGGUGCGUUUAGUCUACUGAGCCCAGCCCAUCCUUUGCCCCGUCUGCAGCAGAUCUGCGACGAUCUCCGAAGUUCGUUUAUACUGUCGUCGGAAGCGCAGGCGGCGCGGUGUCUGAAGCUUGGAGGAGAGGUUCUGGUUAUAGAGAGUUUGGAUCAAGCAUGCCGAUCAAGCCGUGUCCUCCAGGAGAUGCCACCGGCCCAGCCAGGCAAUGCGCUCUAUGUCGCUUUUACGUCGGGCUCCACGGGGAAGCCGAAAGGAGUCGUGAUUGAACACCAGGCGUACUGUUCAUGCGCUCAAUCCCAUAUACAGGCCUUCCAGAUCAACGACAGGUCCCGCCUCCUGCAGUUCGCCGCCUACGCGUUUGAUGUGAGUAUCCUGGAGACGCUAAGCACGCUGAUGGCUGGAGCGUGUCUCUGCGUACCGAGUGAGGCUCAACGAAAUGAUGUGGUAUUGUUCGAAGACGCCUUAAGGGCUUUCCGUCUCACCCACGUAGGUCUCCCUCCCUCCUUUACUCGAAUAGUCCCCUGGGCGAAUCUCGAAGAGCGGCCCACGUUGUUACUCGGCGGCGAGCCGAUGCGCAAGUCAGACAGGACCAUUUAUAUCGCGCUGGGGAUGCGCUUUAUGAAUGCAUACGGGCCUACUGAAUGCUCUGUCAAUGCGACAAUCCAUGAUCGCGUCCGGUCCACACAUUCGGUGCAGAACAUCGGCAAGCCUACCGGGGCGGUUGCGUGGAUCGUCGACCUUGAUGACAUGGAGAAGCCGAUGCAAUGGAACGAGGUUGGGGAGCUACUUCUUGAAGGCCCAAUAGUGGGCCGGGGAUAUUUGAACAACAGCGAUGCGACCCGCAAGGCCUUUAUCGACCCUCCGGCAUGGCUUCGGCGGCUGCGAAAGGGGCAGUAUCAGUAUCGGGUUUACCGGACGGGGGAUCUAGCGUCUCAGGAUCAAACAGGAACUAUUUACAUCCGCGUCGAGGUCGCCGAUGUCGAACAUCACGUCAACGACGUUGUGGCCAUCAGCACUGAAGUUGUCGUGGAGAAGCUCAACACGUCCGACGACCACCAGAUGCUCAUCGCAUUUAUCGUCCUUGAUGGGCCGUUACCUGCUCAGAUGACUGACUCGCUCUUUCUAACACCGGAGGCCUCUGACCUGGAGACUUUCAAAUCCAUCCAAGAGCAGCUGCACAACCGUCUUCCCCGGUACAUGGUUCCCGAUCUGUGGAUUCCCUUGGCCUAUCUACCCAAGGCAGCGUCUAGCAAAAUUGGCCGGCGUUUAUUGAGAGACACUACAGCGGCAAUGUCGCAAAGAGAUCUUUACGCCUUUGCGGGCUCCCUGACAGAGAAACGGGCUCCUACCACUUCCAGUGAACGGACACUACAGCAAGUGUAUGCUGAUAUCCUCCAAAUCCCGCCCGCCACUAUUGGCAUGGACGAUACCUUUUUGCGCCUUGGUGGCGAUUCCGUCCAGGCUAUCCGUCUGGUCGGGGCUGCAAGAAAGUCAGGGCUGACCGUUCAGAUGCAGGAGGUCCUCGCUGAGGUCAGUGUCGCCGACCAGGCGGACAAGGCCAUGACGAUUGUAUUUUCGCCUGAGGCUGUCGGAGCUGGUUCGCGGGUGCUCCAUUUCUCCUCGUACGCGUUUGAUGUCAGUAUAUAUGAGAUCUUCACUACACUGGCGGCGGGCGCAACCCUCUGCAUACCGUCGGAGUUUGAACGCAAAAACGCGCUUGCCGAGACUUUGCAACCCUUGGAAGUCCCAUGCCUGUCGACCUUGGUCGUGGGAGGGGAAGCCGUCUCCCGCGAAAACAUCUACGUUUGGGCCCCUGGUCGCACGCUGGUCAAUGGAUACGGUCCCGCGGAAGCCACCAUCUGCGGUGCUGGAAUCAUUCCGCCGACGGGGUGGAAGCCGGGGUUGAUUGGUUCAACUGUCAGUGGUGUCGGUGGUGUCGGCUGGGUGACGAUGCCCACUGACACGUCACGGUUGGCUGCCAUCGGGGCCAUCGGAGAGCUGCUGCUAGAAGGACCUUGUCUGGCCGCAGGAUACUUCGACUCCCGGAUACCACGGCCGCUUCAUUUAUAA
This is a messenger RNA of Aspergillus pseudotamarii, 2415 nucleotides long. RefSeq lists its product as uncharacterized. Gene Ontology annotation, biological process: amino acid activation for nonribosomal peptide biosynthetic process; secondary metabolite biosynthetic process. The transcript is spliced from 4 exons. Bases 1 to 2415 code for a protein of 804 amino acids. Gene Ontology annotation, molecular function: phosphopantetheine binding. Gene Ontology annotation, cellular component: cytoplasm. NCBI's taxonomy places the organism in Eukaryota, Fungi, Ascomycota, Eurotiomycetes, Eurotiales, Aspergillaceae. The record is from RefSeq and is a predicted model, not a curated record.